This is a messenger RNA of Geodia barretti, 2262 nucleotides long. NCBI's taxonomy places the organism in Eukaryota, Metazoa, Porifera, Demospongiae, Tetractinellida, Geodiidae. The record is from the annotation of a GenBank genome assembly.
AGAUGAUUGGAACGAUCGCAUUGUACUGGUGUCACCCACUGGAAAACAUCUCAAAACCUUCGGGAAGAAAGGAAAAGAGCCUCAAGAUCUCCGGUUUCCAAGGGGCGUCGCUGUUCAUCCCAACACUCACAAGGUGUACGCCGUGGAUAGUGACAAUUGCAGAAUUCAAGUUCUCAAUUCAAACCUCUCGUACUGCAGCAGUUUUGGUCGGGAGGGCUCAAACAAUGGAGAGUUUAAAGAGGCGUAUGACAUAGCCAUGGGUGACGAAGGCAAUGUAUAUGUUGCUGAACGUAAAAACCACAGAAUCCAGGUCUUCACAAUGGACGGGGUGUACUUAAGACAGUUUGGGGGAGAGGGAGAAGGAGAGGGAGAACUGAAGGAGCCAGUCAGUAUUGCUAUUGAUACCCGGGACAAUGUUGUGUAUGUUGGUGAACGUGGAAAUGACCGUGUGUCGAUAUUUUCUACCGCUGGGAAGUUUAUUAAGUCAUUUGGAAGACAGGGAAAUGAUCCUGCUCAGUUUAACGGUCCAUUUGGACUGGCUGUGGACAAAAAAGGAACUCUAUAUGUUUGUGAUACUGACAAUGGUCGCAUUCAGAUUUUUACCUAAGUUCACAUGAUUAACUGUCACUGUAAACUGUUCGUAUAUAAUAUUUUGAACAAAGUAAAGCGCUGACUAAAAUUGUUCUAUACACCACUGACUGAGCCCCUCUUCUCUCUCUGUGAAGGUUUGAGAGAUAUCUGCUGAAGAUGUCAGAGAUGCAGGUCCAGGUUUGGUCGUCACGGCAACACCGAUCCCAGCAGUAUCUUCUGGAGAGGUUCACUCUCUCCAUUAGACUCCAGAGAUGUCUUAAUCCAAGUCCAGACCACACCCACUUUAGUCUCUGGGCCAGUGUUCCCUCUCUCUGUUUCCAUGUCGACGAACAAAAGAUUCAAUCAUUAAUCAUGUGUCUACACCCACUGACUCCACCCACUUCACCAAGCCGCACCCCCUCUCCUCACCCAUACACUUCCACGCAGUCAAUGUACAAGUCAGCCCUCUCUUCUGACUCCUUCAUCCAAUCAGAUCCCCCCGUUGAAGAUUCAAUUUACCUCUCAUUUUACGAGGGUCUUCCCCAUCAGAAAAUCAGCUUGUUGUCUGAAUCAAAGCCCCACCCACUUUCAAAGCAGAAGUCAUGUGACCCCAGGGUUGCUAGGGAGCGUUACCAACGACGACUGCAGGCUGCAAUGGAGGAAAUAGUGUCUGUUAAUUUCUCAAUCGACAGUGUGUUUCUGUCUCUCUCCAGCAAUGACCAAGUCAUCACAGAGCUAACAAUACCGGGAGUCACGCUGGACCUUCACAAGAGACCGUACGACACUAGACUCGAACUCUCGGUCCAAGAUCUCUGUGUCCUGGAUAGGUUCCAAAACUUUGGUCCCGAAUUUGAGCUAAUUCUCUGCUCUGGCGGGAAAAACUUGUUGAACCUGUCUUCUCCUUCCCAGAAACAAUCCUUUGACCCAAGUAGUGGAAUGACAGGAAAAUCCUACUCCUACCCCACGUUUGCCAGCAUCAGAAACACCGUAUCCAAUAGCAAUGCCACUACACCCACCGUCACUCCAAUUAGAGCCCACCACUCGGAUAUUCCGAAUUUGUUUCCUCUGCAAGAGGAUUUCGGCAUCAUCUCUCCCGCCAGUGAUUCACCAACCCUUCUCUCUGUCUCCUACCACCAUCUCACCUCUUUCUCUCCCGACCAUCCUGCCACGAGGGAUAUCGACUUGGGGAAGGAAGAGGAAGGCGAGGAAAUGGAGGCGGAGGAGUGGGUGUGGCCUAGCGAAGAGGAGCCCGAUAUCCACAAGAUAUCCGUACACUGCACUGGAGUUGAUUUGAUGGCCAACCAGGAAACGAUAGCAGAGAUCAUCUCGUUCUGUCAGAAAGCUCUCCCACCUAGUCUUCUGCACAGAGGAAGAAGUGAGGGUGGAAGUUCAGAGGAAGAAGAGAUUAUGAAGAGAGAGGAAGAAAUGUCAAUAUCUACUAAACCUGUGGAACCUGCUCAAUCCCUAGUCCAUAUGGAAGCAAGUGUGGUUUUCGAAAGGCUCGGAGUUCGUCUACUGAGGAGAAUUAACCGUCGUUCAGUGAGAAAGGGUUUUAGCCAAGGAGCCAGCUCCGCCCACCUACUAGCCAGCCUAAUAUUCCACAGGCUGUCGGUGGCGGCAAGAGGAGUGAGGAUGACAUCAGUUCUGGAGGGACAGCUUGAAGGAAUCAAAGUCACUGACCUCACAGAGAUU